AUGGACACCUGGGCUGUGUACUGCGCGGGCGCGGACAUGCCGCCACCGCCCAUCAUUGACCGCACGCUCAUCGCCGACCCCAGAGGUCUAUACGACAUCUACUGCAAAGGACUGCCAAGCGACGACGAGGUCGAGUUCGUGACCAGCAGUGUGUCCUCUCUCCCGGACGACAAGCUCCUCGCCACAUUCACGCUGCCUCAGGAGCUCCUGCGCGGCAUCAAGGAUAUGCUUGCCCAUGAGGCUGCCAAGCAGGGCGCGCCUUCUGCCAGAUGCUCGUCGCUGCUCGCUGCCUUCAGUUUAAUGUGGUCAUGCUACUGUCGAGCCAAACAGGAACAAAACCAAACAAAAACAACCUACUUCCUCUUUUCUGUGGAUCACCGGCCACGGUUGAAGCCGCCCGUCCCUGAUAGGUACCUAGGCAACUGCCUUGGUCCGGCAAUUGCUACCGCGCGCCAUGACGAGAUUGCGGCCACCGGCAAGGAAGGCCUCUUCGCGGCAUUCAUGGCACUCUCUGACGCCCUCCAGGAUGAGGUGGGUGAGGGGUCACAGGAUAAGUGGGACGGGUGUGUUGAGCGGGUGAAGGAGGCAGUAAAAUCUGGUGUGCUCUCUGUCGCUGAUUCACCGAGGUUCCGUGUGUACAACCUCAAUUUUGGAUUCGGGAAGCCAACGAAGGUGAACGUGGUGUCCGUGGCAAAAACCUCCGCGAUAUCGGUGGAGGAGGCACGCAACAACAGUGGCGGCAUCGAGGUGGGGCUCUCAUUGCCGACAAGCAGCAUGGAGAAUUUUCAACGGUGUUUUGCCGAUGCCAUGCAAGAGCUAGCUGGUCUAUAG
This is a messenger RNA of Triticum turgidum subsp. durum (durum wheat), 831 nucleotides long. The record is from the annotation of a GenBank genome assembly. NCBI's taxonomy places the organism in Eukaryota, Viridiplantae, Streptophyta, Magnoliopsida, Poales, Poaceae.